Molecule: messenger RNA, 516 nt
Organism: Fusarium fujikuroi IMI 58289
Lineage: Eukaryota; Fungi; Ascomycota; Sordariomycetes; Hypocreales; Nectriaceae
Product: probable ARP2/3 complex 20 kDa subunit
Exons: 5
Coding region: 1-516 (171 amino acids)
Biological process (GO): actin filament polymerization; Arp2/3 complex-mediated actin nucleation
Cellular component (GO): actin cytoskeleton; Arp2/3 protein complex
Molecular function (GO): actin filament binding
Source: RefSeq, a predicted model, not a curated record
AUGCUAGAGUCUCAAUCCCUCCGACCCUACCUGCAAUGCGUACGCAGCAGCUUGACCGCCGCGCUCACACUGUCCAACUUUGCUUCCCAGACCGCCGAGCGACACAACGUUCCAGAGAUUGAGGCCCAGACGUCCCCCGAGGUCCUACUUCAGCCCUUGACCAUCGCGCGCAACGAGAACGAGCGUGUCUUGAUUGAGCCCAGCAUCAACUCCGUCCGUAUCAGCAUCAAGAUCAAGCAGGCCGACGAAAUUGAGCAUAUUCUGGUCCACAAGUUUACAAGAUUCUUGACACAACGUGCAGAGUCCUUCUUCAUUCUGCGGAGGAAACCUAUCAAGGGUUAUGACAUUUCUUUCCUGAUAACAAACUUCCACACCGAGGAAAUGCUGAAGCACAAACUUGUCGACUUUAUUAUUCAGUUUAUGGAAGAGGUUGACAAGGAGAUCUCUGAGAUGAAGCUAUUUUUGAACGCUCGAGCACGAUUCGUGGCCGAGUCUUUCCUUACACCUUUUGACUAA